CCAUCCACGUCAUUGAAAAUGGCGAGAUUUCAUUCCUUUUGAUGGCUUGAGGAAGACACAAAUGGAAAAACGUUUCAGUUCGUUUUUACAUCUCACAGAUAAUUUAGUAAUUCGGUACCUUAUUCUGGUUCAAAAAUUAAGUGAGUUUGAAAUAGAUAUAUUAAAUGACUGACUUGUGAUCUAUAAUUUCUUAAGAUGCUACCACAUAGUUCAUAUAAAGUAUGAAAACAAAUGGCAAAUUUCAGUAUAUUUGCAGCCAUUUAUUUUCUUGUCAGAAUUAUAACAUUGACAUUAACUUUUAGUUUCCACUUACAAAUAUUUUGUAAAUAUUCAAUUUCCUUUACAAAUUCCCUCAAAUAUGUCAGCACACUUUUUCUCCACUUAUUUUACAAGAUGAGAAAACAAACUAGGAUAUGCUAUCAUUCAUUUAUUCAACAAUAAGUAAUCACUUAUAUGUCCCAGGGACUGUGCUAGGGAAAGGGAGAGAGAGAAAUAAUUCAUUGCGUCAAUAUAACAAGUGCAAACAUGAAAGUCAAUUUCAGACUAUCAUAUUUUCUAAGACAUCUUAUGUCCCUUUUUACAAGCAUGAAGACGGGAGAUUCAGAACACCUGCUAGUUAUGCUAGGUUCUUGCCCCAAACCUCAUAUAUAUAUACACACAUUGUUGAGAUGAGAACUGAGUUCAUAUUAUUUCUUUAACCAUAUUUCGCAGAGUCUUAGCAAGUGAACAGCAAUGUGAAGUGAAACAAAGAAUUCAAAAAUUACUCCUUUUUGUAAAGUUCUCUUCUUGACAAUAUGUGGUAUUUUGAAGUUUUAUGUGAAUACAAGAGCUCCAAGAAUCUAAGCUUAGAAUUUAAAUAGAGUACUUUUUACCUUGGGUUAAAUUUCUUCAAAAGCAAAGGCUAAGUCCAGACCUUGGUGCAGUUGUUUUAUUGGGGACAUGUUCCCAGGAAGCAAGGGUGGGGAGGCAGGCAGAGUGAGUUAGAGGAGAAAAGCCAAGACAAGGGCGCUAUCGAGGUUUCUACGCCGUGCAACUGGGGCUUGGUGCCAGUUGAACCUCCCGAGAAGCCUAGCCAACACCUUUCACUGUUGAAAUCUGGAAGGGAAGGGAGGCUGGGCGUUCAUCCUUCCGUUCCUUCGUGCAUAGGGUGGCUCUAGGCUAACACUUGGGAGAAAAGCAGAAAGCAUGCCAGAGGCAUCUCCUACAUCUUUGCUGAUGGACGAUUAAAAUGAUGGGAAAUUGGAGAAGUCUCCUCUGGAGAAAUUUCACAGCCCAAGAAAGAAGACUUAAAGAUACUGACACUGACCUAUGUUAACACCUUCUCCCCACUCCCUUGGUGUGAUAAGAGCCCAAUUUCAUUUGAGGUCGUGAUACAACCAACUAACAAUACAUUUUGUGGUCUUGCUUACGACUAGGUGUGGCCAGCAUUUAAUUUCUUGCCAAAAUGCAUAUGCAGAGUAUUGUGUGCACUUCUGGAAAGAGACUGGGAGCUUGCUUUCUCUGCCGUCCUCCUUCCUGCUGCCUAUAAUGAAGACACAACCAUAGCCACCUGGAGACCAUGAGGCAUUGCACUGAGAGCGGCGCAACCAGGUGGAGGCGGCCUGUAUCCUCGGGGAUGGGGGUUGCCAUAUGAGCCCUGGGCUACCCAAUCUGUGCUUCUUUUAAGUGAGGGAGAAAUAAGUUUUUGUUUUCUGAGUCAUCUGUUAGUUUGAGUUCUCUAUUCAACCAAAUCAUAUCCCAACUAAUGCAUCACAUGAAACAUCUGGGACCCACCUCAUCUCCCUGCAGUGAAGGUCAUCUCACAGGGCUUCCAGUCAGCUCUCUGGUCUCUCAUUCGUAAACAGAUUGCACAGCACAGAGUCUCUAAAUAUGUGAAAAAACCUCCUAAUGUGAGAAACAGGCACCAGAAGGAAAGUUUGAAGAAAUAGAAACAAUUCUUGGAGCAAAAGAAAAUGUCAAGAUAGACUUAAAAAUACUAUACAUCCUCAAAAGACAAGGUAUAUUCUACAUCCAAACACCACUAACAAAAUGCAAGAAAAUAAAUAAAAUAUUCAGAUAAUUAAAGCUCUUGGAAACUAAAAACACAACUGGGCUGGAAAAUAAUGUUGGUAGAAAGUAGUAAAAGAAAUAUCAGGAGCAUAGAAUUUCAACCCACAAGGUCCAACAGAUGUGUAUUCUAGAAAAGGUAAGGGAAAAUAGAGUGGGAAGAAAUUAUCAAAGAAACUACAGAGGAAAUUUUUCUUGAAGUUUUCAUAAUGAAAGGGUCUGCUUACUGCCCAGUAAAGUUAAUGCGAAAAGAAAAAGAAAAAAAGAAAAGAAAACCACAUCAAGAGACAUCAUUAUGAAAUUUCAGAAUAUCUCCAUAAAGAGAACGUUCCCAACAUUUUUCAGAAGAAAAUGCAUCAAGAAUCAGAAUGAAAGACUUCCCAGCAGCAAAACUAGAUUCUAGAAAACAAUGCAAGCGUGCUUCUAAUGUCUUAAAGAAAAUUUAUUUUGGUCUGAAAUUCUGUAGGCACGCUCUCAAUCAGGUGUCAAAUGGAAUAAGGGACAUUCUUAGGCAUGAAAAGAUGGAAAACAUUCAUUUUCCUUGUACCCUUUACACUGUCCACCCCCAUCCCCCUCGGCUAUCUUCAAGUAUAUUGGCAUCAGUUGGCCAGAUCUCCCAAAGCUCAUCUCUGCUGUGCUGCCUACUUCCUCGGGCUCUCCACACACCCCCUGUGUCAUCUACAUCCUACCCAUUUCAUUCUUCAAGAGCCAGAGGAAUCCCCACCUGGCUGAGCCGCUAGACCACACUCAUCAGCCGCAAUCCUACCUUUGGCUCUUCUCACACUCUGGAAUCUUCAGUGCACAUUUCGCCACUCGCCUCAGUUUCAUCUGGCAUUAAUUUCUGUACAUGUCUGAAUUCCCCAACAAGAUUGAAAUGGUAUCUUACUCAUGCUUCAGUUAACGGUGACAGGCAAAUAGCAGGUCCCCAACAAACAUGGGCUGUUUAUCCUAGUUAAUUACGGUAAUCUGACUCCUGAUCCAAUUGUCUUUUUGUGAUACCUUUCUAUCCAAGAUAUUCUGGGGUUUUGUUCAAAAGAAAAUUACUUUACAAUCUCUCAAGAACUUCAAAGAUAAGAAGAGCUCCAACUUUGCAAGGACAAUAGUAACUUGGAGGGUGGCUUCCUAUUAUAUUCAAUUCAAUAAUGAACAGUGAUUGUGUUUACUCAAAAACUGCAGAUCAUGAUUGCAAAAUCAAGUUAACCUAAGGGGAAAAAAAGCAUAUCAUGACACACUUCAUGGCAAAUGUCCUUUUCUGGUAUUAAUUAAAUGAUGAUACAAGCCAAUUCAUGCCACGUCUUACUCUUGUUUUCUAAAUUCUGUGGAAACAGAAACAGGCUUCAACAGAAAAGAGAGAGGAAUGAAGAGCCUUCUGCUUCAAUUUUUGCUCCUUAUAACGUUUUCUUCUGCAUUUCCUACAGACCGAAAGAUGGACACUGAAGAGAACAUGCGGCUGGCGCAGGCAUAUCUCAACCAGUUCUACUCUCUUGAAAUGGAAGGGAGUCAUCUUGUUCAAAGCAAGAACAGGAGUCUCUUAGAUGGCAAAAUUCGGGAAAUGCAAGCAUUUUUUGGAUUGACAGUGACUGGACAACUGGACUCAAACACUCUUGAGAUCAUGAAGACACCCAGAUGCGGGGUGCCUGACGUGGGUCAGUAUGGCUACACUCUCCCAGGGUGGAGACGAUACAACCUCACAUACAGAAUCAUAAACUACACUCCAGAUAUGGCACGAGCAGAUGUGGAUGAGGCUAUCCAGAAUGGCCUAGAAGUGUGGAGCAGAGUUACUCCAUUAACAUUCACCAAGACUUCCAAGGGGAUUGCAGACAUCAUGAUUGCCUUUAGGACCCGAGUCCAUGGCCGGUGUCCUCGUUAUUUUGAUGGCCCCUUGGGAGUCCUCGGCCAUGCCUUUCCUCCCGGUCUGGGUCUGGGUGGAGACACUCACUUCGAUGAGGAUGAAAAUUGGACCAAGGAUGGAGCAGGAUUCAACCUAUUUCUUGUGGCUGCUCAUGAAUUUGGUCAUGCACUGGGACUCUCUCACUCCAAUGAUCAGACAGCUUUGAUGUUUCCAAAUUAUGUCUCUCUGGAUCCUAACAAAUACCCACUUUCUCAGGAUGAUAUCAGUGGAAUCCAAUCCAUCUAUGGAAGUCUACCUAAGACAUCUGCUAAGCCAAAGGAGGCCAUGGUACCCCAUGCCUGUGACCCUGAUUUGACUUUUGACGCUAUCACCACCUUCCGCCGAGAAGUAAUGUUCUUUAAAGGCAGGCACGUAUGGAGGAUCUACUAUGAUAUCACUAAUGUGGAAUUUGAACUGAUCUCUUCAUUCUGGCCGUCCCUGCCAGGUGAUGUUCAAGCCGCAUAUGAGAGCCCCAAAGAUAAGAUCCUAGUGUUUAAAGAUGACAACUUCUGGAUGAUCAGAGGAUAUGCUGUCUUGCCAGAUUAUCCUAAACCCAUCCAUACACUUGGCUUUCCAAGACAUGUGAUGAAAAUUGAUGCAGCCCUCUGUGACCACAGUGACAGAAAAACCUACUUCUUUGUGGGCAUUUGGUGCUGGAGGUAUGAUGAAGUGACCCAAAGCAUGGACAAAGGGUACCCACGGAGAGUGGUGAAGUUCUUCCCAGGAAUUGGUCUCCGAGUCGAUGCUGCUUUCCAGCAUAAAGGAUUCUUCUAUUUCUUCCGUGGAUCAAAGCAAUUUGAAUAUGACCCCAAGGCAAAGAACACCACCAGAAUAAUGAAAAUCAAUACGUGGUUUCGGUGUGAAGAACCAUUAAACACAUUAUCUGAUUUUAGUAUCAGUGAGGAAGGAGUCCAUUCAGGAGGAGCAGAGAUGUUUUAUCAUAAGAAUUUAAACUUGCUUAUUUUUAGUAUUGUUCAUGUGCUGAAAAAAAUCUAUAGUUAUCAAUAAAUUCAUGGACCAAAAAUAAACCUCCAGAGGUCUUUUAAUCUGAAUUCUGCUUCAAAGUGGAAUAGAACUAUUCUUUCACAUAAGUUGCCUGCCCUCGUUCUAGAUAUCUAUUCGACAAAGAUUCCAUGGAUGUUUUCAGCUGCCUGAUUCUUUUUACAGGAAGUUAUCAUGCAUAAGCAAAACUCUCGCUGUACUUUAAUCCUAUUUUAUGCUUUGUGAACUUGAAAAAGCAAGCCAUGUAUCUUAUAAUAACUAAACACUGCAGACAUUUAUUAAACCAAUCUUUAG
This is a messenger RNA of Callorhinus ursinus (northern fur seal), 5233 nucleotides long. RefSeq names its product matrix metallopeptidase 27 (gene MMP27). The record is from RefSeq and is a predicted model, not a curated record. Lineage: Eukaryota; Metazoa; Chordata; Mammalia; Carnivora; Otariidae. Gene Ontology annotation, molecular function: metalloendopeptidase activity; zinc ion binding. Gene Ontology annotation, biological process: proteolysis; collagen catabolic process; extracellular matrix organization. Gene Ontology annotation, cellular component: extracellular matrix.